Messenger RNA from Zophobas morio, 952 nucleotides. It is a transcript of the gene PTPMT1, whose product is annotated as phosphatidylglycerophosphatase and protein-tyrosine phosphatase 1. Gene Ontology annotation, molecular function: phosphatidylglycerophosphatase activity; phosphatidylinositol-4,5-bisphosphate 5-phosphatase activity; protein tyrosine/serine/threonine phosphatase activity. Bases 119 to 832 code for a protein of 237 amino acids. NCBI's taxonomy places the organism in Eukaryota, Metazoa, Arthropoda, Insecta, Coleoptera, Tenebrionidae. The transcript has 4 exons. The record is from RefSeq and is a predicted model, not a curated record. Gene Ontology annotation, biological process: protein dephosphorylation.
AGCGUAGCGUAACCCAGUUCCUCCUCCUAAUCCUAACCACAACUUUCUAAGUGGGAGAAUGUGGGUCGACGUCGUUUAUUUAACACCAGUCGCAGAAGAAAGUAAUCGAAGAAAAUGAAUGCAAACAGGUGACAAUCAAUACAAAAGUGUAACAAUUUUGCUAAAAUUCCAGAAAUUAAAAAGCAUGUUCGCGAGGGUCACAUUUUACCCUACCCUGUUCUAUAAUGUGAUUAUGGAAAAAAUUUCAUCGCGAAGAUGGUUUGACAGGAUCGACGACAAUGUAAUUUUGGGAGCUCUACCUUUUCCAAGUAUCACAGAACAGCUUUUAAACGAGGAAAAUGUCAAAGGAGUCGUUUCAAUGAAUGAAUGCUAUGAAUUAUGUUUGGCAGUCAAGGCAAAGAAGUGGAAAGCGUAUGGCGUUGAUUUUUUACAACUGGCCACCACAGACAUAUUUGUUACUCCAUCUCAGCAGAAACUAAGAGAGGGAGUAGACUUUAUUUUUAAAACUAUUAAUAAGGAAGUAGAUUCCAGUGAGCUGCAAAAACUAGGGUUGCAAAAACCAGAGCUGAAAAAAGCAGAGCUGGAAAAACCAGAGCUGGAAAAAUCAGAGCUGGAAAAACCAGAGCCGAAAAAACCAACAGUUUAUGUACACUGUAAAGCUGGUAGAACCCGAAGCGCCACGUUAGUUGGAUGUUAUUUGAUACAGAGAUAUAGUUGGACACCUGAACAAGCAUUGAUCCACAUGCAGAUUAAGAGACCACAUAUCUUACUACAUACCAGGCAAUUAGAAGCUUUAAAAAUAUUUUAUGAACAAAACAUUCCCAAACUUUAAGACAAUAAUUAUAGUUAAUUUAUUGACAAUACUGUUAUGUCAAAGUGUUUUCAUAAAUAAUUUUUAAAUUUAUUGUAACAUGGUUUAUGAAAAUUUCAUGAAAUAGAGAAGUAAAGUGUU